AUGCUCUCAUCGAAAUGGACAUCAACCCCACGAGAGUUUCCAACUUCGGGGCUCGAGUUGCUCGACGCAUCGCCAAAGUUUGAAGAGGAAACAUUACCGACAUAUUCUCCCGAAAAUUACUAUCCGGUAGAGCAGGGCGAGGUUUUCAACGAGAGGUACCAAGUGCUAGCCAAGCUAGGCUAUGGAGUAACCUCGACCGUUUGGUUUGCCCGUGACUUGGCUGAAUCGACAUAUGUUGCACUGAAAAUUUACGUGUUGGGUCAAGAAAGGGAGCAUGAACUGAACGUUUAUCAGCACAUUAACUCCCUGGAAACGAAUCAUCCUGGCAGGAAGUUCAUUCGAAAAAUGCUUGGUCACUUCUACGUGCAGGGCCCUAGGGGCCGUCACAUUUGUCUAGUUCAUGAACCACUUGGGAUGAAUGCGAAUGAACUGCUGCGACGCAUCCCAGGCCGGACAAUGACCCUCGGAAGCAUGAAACCUGCUAUCCGUCAACUCCUUGGCGUCUUGGACUUCCUCCAUUCUGUGGCCCGCCUCAUCCAUACCGACAUCCAGUUGAAAAAUUUACUUGUUCCUACGCCUUCAUCCCCUGCACUUGCGGAUUUUGAAGAGCGUGAAAUAAAGGCUCCUGCAGCAAGGAAGAUCCUUACAGACCGGACAAUCUAUACAACCUCGCGUUUUCCUGCAGGAGACGGACUCCCUUUGCUAGGGGAUUUCGGAGAAGCCCGAUUUGGCGAUCAGGAAAACAGUGGAGAUAUUAUGCCAGACUACUACCGUGCCCCGGAGGUUAUCUUAAAAUCGAACUGGGACUACAAGGUAGACAUCUGGAGUGUUGCCAUGGUCGCCUGGGACAUUGUCAGCUCUCAAACCCUCAUCAAGGGUGAAAUCAGAGAUGGCAUCUUCGAUGACGGAGUCCACAUUGCGGAACUGGUGGCGCUGCUCGGCCCUCCGCCACGGGAAUUCCUCGAAAAGAGCGACCUGAGUUGGGUAUUCUGGGAUGAAUCUGGUCAAUGGAAAAACUUGGUCCCAAUUCCUGACCGAUCCCUUGAAAAACUGGCUAUCAGCAUCCAAGGCGAGGAUGUGGAGGGUUUCUUGCGGUGGCUGCGACGUGCCUUGCAGUGGAACCCCGAAGACCGCCCAACAGCCCUAGAGCUCCUGAUGGACCCAUGGCUGAUGAAGGGGCUCAAUCUGAAGAAAAAAGAACCCAAGGGCUCCGAGGAAAAGGCUCAAACUUAG
Molecule: messenger RNA, 1233 nt
Organism: Aspergillus pseudotamarii
Lineage: Eukaryota; Fungi; Ascomycota; Eurotiomycetes; Eurotiales; Aspergillaceae
Product: kinase-like domain-containing protein
Exons: 4
Coding region: 1-1233 (410 amino acids)
Biological process (GO): regulation of mRNA processing; spliceosomal complex assembly; protein phosphorylation
Molecular function (GO): protein kinase activity; ATP binding
Source: RefSeq, a predicted model, not a curated record